Molecule: messenger RNA, 1603 nt
Organism: Catharus ustulatus (Swainson's thrush)
Lineage: Eukaryota; Metazoa; Chordata; Aves; Passeriformes; Turdidae
Gene: TSLIG1
Product: zinc finger and BTB domain containing 8 opposite strand
Exons: 8
Coding region: 357-848 (163 amino acids)
Biological process (GO): tRNA splicing, via endonucleolytic cleavage and ligation
Cellular component (GO): tRNA-splicing ligase complex
Source: RefSeq, a predicted model, not a curated record
GGCGGGCUCCCCCCUGGGAGCCGCCAUUUUCCGGAGCGCCCUCAGCGCGCUCUUAAAGGGGCCGCGCCCCGCGCUGAGGGGCGGCGGGUUCGGGUUUGGGUCCCGGUUCCCGGUGCUUGCUCCCGGUCCCGGUUAGGAACGAACCGGUGGCUGCGGCUCCUCCGGGCAGCACAGCCGUGGGUAGAGCGUAUCGGGCGGGACUGAGAGCGUGUGGGUUGAGGCCUCCUUCCAGGGCCGCCCUGUCACCAUCGGCGCGUUAUUAAUUCUCUGUAAUCAUGAAUAUAUUCCCUUUUUCCACAAUGCAGUGCCGCGGCUGAAUCACACCCAGGAAGUGAAGAAUUGAUUCCCGUGGAGCCAUGGCAGAGGACAGGGAUUACAACCUGACCGAGGAGCAGAAGGCUGUGAAAGCCAAGUACCCCCCUCUCUGCAAGAAAUAUGAAUAUUUGGAUCACACAGCAGACGUGCAGCUCCAUGCCUGGGGAGACACGUUGGAAGAAGCCUUUGAGCAGUGUGCCAUGGCCAUGUUUGGCUACAUGACAGACACAGGCACUGUGGAACCCGUGGAUACAGUGGAGGUAGAGGCAGAAGGGCAUGACCUGUUGUCUCUUCUCUUCCACUUCCUGGAUGAAUGGCUGUAUAAAUUCAGUGCUGAUGAGUUUUUUAUACCCAGGGAAGUGAAAGUGCUUCACAUUGACCGAAUGCAGUUCAAAAUCAGAUCAAUUGGAUGGGGAGAAGAGUUCUCUUUGGACAAACACCCACAGGGCACAGAGGUCAAAGCCAUAACUUACUCAGCAAUGCAGAUCUGUGAAGAUGAAAAGCCAGAAGUCUUUGUCAUCAUUGAUAUUUAAAGUGAGGAGAGUGUGCUUGUGUGGAUUUUGGUGAUCAUCUGGCAGAAGCCCCCUAAAACUGUAAUCCCUGUGGGGAAAAACCAAAGGAAUUGGCCUAAUUGACACAGUUAAAAUCAGAAAUUGAAGGGACUAAUUGCAGGGAAUGUCAGAUUGUUUUCACUGAGACAGAGAAUAAGAAUGAAUUGAGCUCUGGGGGAUAUGGAGAAGGAGAGGUUUGUUCAGGUUGGAAAUCUCCCAGGAGUGCUGGCAGUCAGCUUUUAAUGCUGAUCCAUGUGAAAUAUAGAAAUUGGUGGAGCUUAUAACUAAAAUACUCCCUUUUUGCAGCAUGGCAGGAGAUAAUGUUCAUCUAGAUUGAUUUCAUUUACAUAUUUCAUGUUCUAAUUCAGAGCUGAUGUUCCUCCUCCAUAUUGCAUAAAUCCAAAAUUAGCUGCGGUGCCUCAGAUGUAACGUGGGCAAAAAUAUGAGUGUUUAAAAUUAGACACCUAAAAAAUUGAUGCCAAUUAAACAAACAAACCACCACAUCUUUUAAACUACUUAAAAAGAAGUCAUGCCAGCAGGUGGUGCUGAAUUGCUGUAAAUAAAUUUGCCACAUGAAAUCUUUAAGCAUGUGACUGAGUACCUGGAAUCCUCUUUUCGCCUCUGAUAACUCUAAAAAGUUGGCAGCUUUGCUGCUGUGGGAGAAGGGAAUGGAAAUGGAUGUCCCAGAUUCUCCCUGGGUUCACUCCUAUCUGUUUCUUAGAAAAACUGACUCUUUU